Messenger RNA from Penicillium psychrosexuale, 384 nucleotides. RefSeq lists its product as uncharacterized. The record is from RefSeq and is a predicted model, not a curated record. The transcript has 3 exons. Bases 1 to 384 code for a protein of 127 amino acids. NCBI's taxonomy places the organism in Eukaryota, Fungi, Ascomycota, Eurotiomycetes, Eurotiales, Aspergillaceae.
AUGUCUCUCACACUCCUACAGGCGUCGGCUGCAUCCUUUGUGUUGCUUUCCAUCAAGGGCAGACAAUGGACAGCCGAUCCAAGAUUCAAAGCUAUCACGGGCACGAAUUCGUGGACUUGUGGUUCUCUAGGAUGGUACCAGGCUCAUAGUAUCAUUUCUCUUAGCCAAGUUUUAACCAUAGUAAUAGGUCUUCUUCACUGGCAAUGGUCACAAGAUCCCAGUCUCCUCCAAGAUCCACUGAACAAGGCCAUGGCUGGGAUCGUGAAUAUCAUACUCUGGGCUAGCUCUGCCUGGUAUGCUAAGCAUGGUAUCACUGAUACUUCCAUUGUCCUUGGUAUAUCUGCCGCGUUGCAGGCUUUCAGCGUUGGCAAGGCUUGCCUGUGA